This is a messenger RNA of Gongylonema pulchrum, 273 nucleotides long. The record is from the annotation of a GenBank genome assembly. NCBI's taxonomy places the organism in Eukaryota, Metazoa, Nematoda, Chromadorea, Rhabditida, Gongylonematidae.
AUGAAGUGUUUUGGUGCGAUAAAUGAUCAAAGCCAUGAAAACAGCGAUCGCUGUACCGAGACAAGCGAUCGACAGCUCAAAGAUGUACAAAUUUCGGACCAAAGACGACCGCACAUACAGCACUUCAACUGCCUCGCAGAGAAAGUUGGCACGUUUUUGUCCAGUUUCCAUUACUCACUGAAAAAUGAUAAGCCUGCUAAUAUCUCAAUGCCGCCAUGGAAUUCAACAAAGAUUUGGGAUGAAGCGUCUUUGCUCACAAGCAGGCUUGAGUGA